GUUACAAAUUGGUUAUAACAAGUGCCCAGCUAAUGCCACCAAAGCAUAUAAUAUUAUGAUAUUAAGGUCAUAUUAUUUGGUCAGCAAAUGGAAAGUGCAGGCCUAGAUGAUGUGUGGGUUGAGUCUGCAAUAUUUGGACAGAAUGCUGCCAAGUCAAUGAUGGAUGGGAAACAUUAUUACAGGGCUAUUCAGGGACAUAUCUGGGCCUAUGAAGCACUUAGUCGGAUCAAGUUUGAAGCUUUCUUGGAUUGGAUACAACAGCAAAAUCCUGAACUCCAUCAGGAACUGGUUGUGCAUCCAUCAGCAGUAUCAGCAUUGUUCAAGAAAAAUGGUACGAGAACCCGAGAACCCGAAUGCCUGUUGAAUGCUGUGGCUGAAUUCAACGAACUCCUCGACCGUACAGAAUAUGUAGAGAAAACUGACGAAUUCAACACCAUGCUGAAGCAGAAUCCCAACAAUGCCUUCUGGUUGAAGUACCUUGAGAUGGUGGAAAUACUCUUCGCAUUCGUCCGCGCUAAUCGAGAUGGUGAUUGGUUGCUCCAUCUUGAUUCGUUUGCCGCAAUGUUACCUUGGCUGACCAUAUAUGAUCAUGUCAACUAUGCAAGAUGGGGUCCUGUUUACCUCGCUGACAUGAAAGGACUCGCGCAGACCGCACCAGAAGUCCACGAAGAAUUCCUGGCAAGGAAUUUCGUAGUGAAACGACACGCAUGGAGAUUUAACCAAGUUCCAGUAGAUCAAGCCACUGAAUGGGUUAACAAGGUAUGCAAGCUCUCAAAUGGUAUAAUUGGCAUCACUCGGAAUGACACGGCAAGGGACAGGUUCUGCACAACUUGGUCUGAAAGGUCACAGAUAUCAGAUGACACCCUGCAUCUAUUCAGUCUUCGCAA
This is a messenger RNA of Priapulus caudatus, 887 nucleotides long. RefSeq lists its product as uncharacterized. Lineage: Eukaryota; Metazoa; Priapulida; Priapulimorpha; Priapulimorphida; Priapulidae. The record is from RefSeq and is a predicted model, not a curated record.